Messenger RNA from Perognathus longimembris pacificus (Pacific pocket mouse), 2400 nucleotides. It is a transcript of the gene Zkscan1, whose product is annotated as zinc finger with KRAB and SCAN domains 1. Gene Ontology annotation, molecular function: DNA-binding transcription factor activity, RNA polymerase II-specific; RNA polymerase II cis-regulatory region sequence-specific DNA binding. The transcript is spliced from 6 exons. The record is from RefSeq and is a predicted model, not a curated record. Gene Ontology annotation, biological process: regulation of transcription by RNA polymerase II. Bases 214 to 1899 code for a protein of 561 amino acids. Lineage: Eukaryota; Metazoa; Chordata; Mammalia; Rodentia; Heteromyidae.
UUGUGACUCAUUGUGUCUGUAUCGAGGCGUCCGAAGGGCCUAGGUCCGUGUGUGGUGCCCGGUGCCCGGCCUGAGUCCCCGCACUCAGCUCCCCAUUCUCGCCCAGCGCCCCCUGGCCGCUCUCGGGGCACACGGAAGAGUGCAGAAACGGAGUACGCAAAGGCCAGCCGUGCUCUCUUCGGAUCACUUGUCCCCGUUGCCUGAACCUGAGCGAUGACCGCCGAGUCGAGGGAGGCCUCUGGUCUGUCCCCGCAGGCUGCACAGGAGAAGGAUGGGAUUGUCAUCGUGAAGGUGGAAGAGGACGACGAGGAGGAGCACGCGUGGGGGCAGGAGGGCCUGCCAGAUGCACCUCCUCCCGACCCAGAGGUGUUCCGACAGCGUUUCCGGCGCUUCUGUUACCAGAACACUUUUGGCCCCAGAGAGGCGCUCAGUCGACUGAAGGAACUUUGCCAUCAGUGGCUGCGACCGGAAAUAAACACCAAGGAGCAGAUCCUGGAGCUGCUGGUGUUGGAGCAGUUCCUUUCCAUCCUGCCCAAGGAGCUCCAGGUGUGGCUGCAGGAGUACCGGCCUGACAGUGGAGAGGAGGCAGUAACCCUCCUGGAAGAUUUGGAGCUUGAUCUGUCUGGGCAGCAGGUCCCAGGUCAAGUUCAUGGGCCUGAGAUGCUUGCCCGGGGGAUGGUGCCUCUGGAUCCUGUUCAGGAGUCCUCAAGUUUUGACCUUCACCCUGAGGCCACCCAGCCUCAUUUCAGGCAUUCAUUUCGGAAACCUCGCCUCCUGCAGUCCCGAGCUCUCCCUGCCACCCACGUUCCUGCCCCUCACCCCCAGGGGAAUCCUAGAGACCAGGCGAUGGCAUCUGCACUAUUGACAGCAGAUUCCCAGGCAAUGGUGAAGAUCGAGGACAUGGCCGUGUCCCUCAUCCUGGAGGAAUGGGGCUGUCAGAAGCUGGCUCGAAGGACUCUCAGUAGGGACAGCAGGCAGGAGAGCUGUGGGAAGGUGUUUUCCCAGGGUUGUGAAAACAGGAUCAACAGUGAGGAGUCAACUUCCAAGUCUGAAGUCACAGAAAACCCCAUGACUCAGGGGGAGACAGCAGGAAGACUCCGGAAAGAGUUUGGAGACAAACGUGAACAUCAGGCCAGAGUAGUCGAAAGACUGCAGAGAAACCCUGAGGACAAAACAGGAAAUGAAAAGAGAGAGACUGGGCCCGCUACAGCCAAGGAGAAGAAGGCCAGCACAGGAGAGAGGGGUCCCCGGGAGAAGGGCAAAGCACUGGGAAGAAGUUUCAGCUUGAGUUCCAACUUUCAGGCUCCCGAAGAUGUGCAAUCUGGGGCAAAGGCCCACAGGUGUGACGAGUGUGGGAAAUGCUUCACCCGAAGCUCCAGCCUCAUCCGCCACAAAAUCAUCCACACAGGAGAAAAGCCCUACGAGUGUGGGGAGUGCGGGAAAGCCUUCAGUCUCAACUCGAACCUCGUCCUGCACCAGCGCAUCCACACAGGAGAGAAGCCCCACGAGUGUCACGAGUGUGGCAAGGCCUUCAGUCACAGCUCCAACCUCAUCCUGCACCAGCGCAUCCACUCCGGGGAGAAGCCGUACGAGUGCAACGAGUGCGGGAAAGCCUUCAGUCAGAGCUCGGACCUCACAAAGCACCAGCGCAUCCACACGGGUGAGAAGCCCUACGAGUGCAGUGAAUGUGGCAAAGCUUUCAACCGAAACUCCUACCUGAUCUUGCAUCGGCGAAUUCAUACCCGAGAAAAGCCCUACAAGUGUACCAAGUGUGGCAAGGCCUUCACCCGCAGCUCCACCCUCACCCUGCACCACAGGAUCCAUGCACGAGAGCGUGCCUCCGAGUACAGCCCCGCCUCCCUGGACGCAUUUGGGGCUUUCCUCAAAAGUUGUGUGUAAGGCGGGAAUCUGUCAUCAAGCCGUUUGCCCCCUCUCGUGUCUAAAGCUAUGUCAGAGGUGUGUGCCCAUGGAGAAGACAAAACGCAGAACUCAGCCUGGUUUUUGUUACUAUUGUUUUUUCAAAGUCUCACAGAAGGAUCCUUUGAGUGAGAUCAGCAGUGUUCUACCUUUGCAUGGUCUGUAGGCAGCAGCUACACACCCCAGCAGGGAAAAAAGCUGGUCAUAAAGAUACUCCAGUGUGGCCACAGGGCUAUUUCCACACAAGAUAAAAGCACACACAGUAAAAUGUCAAGCUUCCCAGCACCAAGGAUACUUUUGAAGGCCCUUGGCAGCAACCACAGCAUAUAAUUGACAGAUCGGAAUCGACUCUGACACUUACUAGGUCUUACUUGUUCAAAGCAAAACAAAAGCUACAUUGGGCCAUGCUGCUCAGGCUAGUUACAUUGUCUGAUCAUUGGUAGCCUGCCAAAGCUGUAGAAAUCUAGGACUGUGUCGACGAAA